Molecule: messenger RNA, 633 nt
Organism: Eruca vesicaria subsp. sativa (arugula)
Lineage: Eukaryota; Viridiplantae; Streptophyta; Magnoliopsida; Brassicales; Brassicaceae
Source: the annotation of a GenBank genome assembly
AUGACUCUCGCUGACUUCCUGGAGUUUGGGAAAACAAAGGCAGUCACUGGAUGUUACUCUUUUUUUUACAGUUAUGUCAUGGACAAGGACAAGAAGAAAGCUCCUGAGCUAAGACAGGUGAUAGCUGCAGCAGUUGCAAGCGACAAGGAGAAAUAUAACGAAGCAUUUCUAGGGAAGCCUAAUGAAGAAUACUGUGCCUGGAUUCUCAAUCCGGAGAAGUGGGGAGGUGCGAUUGAGCUUUCAAUAUUAGCAGACUAUUAUGGUCGAGAAAUUGGAGCUUAUGAUAUUCAAACUAGUCGAUGUGACUUGUAUGGACAUACCAAAAACUACAGCGAAAGAGUUAUGCUGAUCUAUGACGGUCUUCAUUAUGAUGCUCUCGCUUUGUCUCCAUUUGAAGAUGCGGAGGAAGACUUUGAUAUGACUAUAUUUCCGGUUGGUAAAGAUAGAUCCAUUGGUGCUAUAGAAAGGCUUGUUUUAAAUCUAGUAAAGAACCAACAAAGGAAAAGGAGUUACACAGAUACUGCAAACUUCACUCUGUGUUGUGGUGUUUGCCAAAUUGGAGUUAUUGGACAAAAGGAGGCUGUGGAGCAUGCUCAAGCAACUGGUCAUGUCAACUUUCAAGAAUACCAUUAA